Anopheles funestus (African malaria mosquito) is the source of this 1547-nucleotide messenger RNA. Its product is annotated as tax1-binding protein 3 homolog. Gene Ontology annotation, molecular function: protein binding. NCBI's taxonomy places the organism in Eukaryota, Metazoa, Arthropoda, Insecta, Diptera, Culicidae. Gene Ontology annotation, cellular component: postsynaptic density; postsynaptic membrane; adherens junction. Gene Ontology annotation, biological process: neurotransmitter receptor transport, endosome to postsynaptic membrane; neurotransmitter receptor transport postsynaptic membrane to endosome. Bases 187 to 558 code for a protein of 123 amino acids. The transcript is spliced from 3 exons. The record is from RefSeq and is a predicted model, not a curated record.
GCUGUCAAAGCUUGUGUUGGUUGUUUUGGAAAUCUUUACAACAAAAAUCUAGGCGUAUCGAAAACGCAACUGCACGGAUUUCAGCUGCUGUACGGGGGUGUUUGCGAAUUGCCGAACAAUUAAUUUGCCAGGCAGCUGUUUGUGUACGCGGUGCGACAAAGCAUCUACCUCAGGAAACGUCGCAACAUGGCAAAGAAAGCAUUCCAGCACCAGGCGGGCACGGCCAUGGAAUGUUUGAGCAUUCCAAUUACGUUACACAAAGAGAAGGACAUUGACGAGGAGGGACGAGAGGUACUGAAAUGUGGAUUCAAAAUUGGUGGAGGCAUUGAUCAGGACUUCCGGAAAAGUCCCCAGGGUUACACGGAUUACGGAAUCUACGUGACGGAGGUUCACGAAGGUAGCCCAGCGGCAAAAUCGGGCUUACGGAUGCAUGACAAAAUUUUGCAAUGUAAUGGUUACGAUUUUACCAUGGUUACGCACAAAAAGGCCGUUAGCUACAUACGUAAAAAUCCCGUCCUGAACCUACUUGUUGCACGGAAAGGCGUUACAUCUACCUAAGCAACGGAUGUGUUGAAAAGCACAGGCCUACUACUGCGUUAGCUUACUGCGAAAAUUCUCAACAAUGCGCAAUAGAUAAGGAAAUGAUAGAAAUUAUUCCUUUCUCCCAAGAGAGGCAGGGACCGCACGACAUUCCAAGGAAAAAGUAUCCUAUCUUAGCAUCAAUACGUAACGGACUUCCGUAUAUCAAGCAUUCCAUUGCACAAUAGUCCUUGGCGGUAAACUAAUCACAGCUAUUUUAGCGACACAUUUUACCGACACACAAAACUAUCGUCUUCAGGAUAACUCCCUUCACUUUCUCUCCCUUUCUUAACGACACUUUCGUCAAGCGCAGCCUUGUGUGCAUACGCCAGCUAGAUUUUAUACGCAUUUUUGCAACAAAAAGAGGAAAGGAUAUCGUUUUUAUUGCAUAUUUCUAUUGAUUAUUUGUAAGCAUGUUUCUCUAGGUAUAGUAAUGAUCGUGUUAGGUGUUAAACGCUGUUUUCACCACGAAUGCGUAUGGUCCGAAUGCGUAUGGUUAAUCGGUCGGGGGCUGCGUGAAUGCCCAAUGCGCAUUUAUAUAUAUACAUAUAGUUGCUUACUAGGGAGAUCCUCCUUUUUUGUGAGAUUUUAGCGCAUUUUAGAAGUGAAUGAUGUUGUAGUAGGAUUUAGGUUAAAUUAAAAGGGGGAAAAAACAAAAACAAACUACAAAAGAUAUAGGAAAGGAGAACGGUAGGGAAGAGCAGAAAUGACAAAUCGAGAAAAAAAAAAUGAGGAACCACACGGAGCAUAAUCGAAACGAAACUUGAUAGAAAACUUGUUGGACGGUAAGGUACGUGUUUUCAUUUCUUUUUUACCCACAACACACAACGUAACAUACAUACACAUUGAUAUAUUAUAAAGACCAUCGUACGGGAUGAGUUCCCGUAGUUCACCAACGGUGGUAAUCACUUUCAUAUUUUAGCUAUUAAAAAUGUAUGCCAAAGUAAGAUUAAACUAUGUAAACGAGA